Condylura cristata (star-nosed mole) is the source of this 8779-nucleotide messenger RNA. It is a transcript of the gene PHACTR2, whose product is annotated as phosphatase and actin regulator 2. The transcript is spliced from 13 exons. The record is from RefSeq and is a predicted model, not a curated record. Gene Ontology annotation, molecular function: actin binding. Gene Ontology annotation, biological process: actin cytoskeleton organization. Lineage: Eukaryota; Metazoa; Chordata; Mammalia; Eulipotyphla; Talpidae. The coding region runs from base 199 to 2139 and encodes 646 amino acids.
UCCGCCGGGCCAGAUCCGCCUCGCCGGCUACGGCCGGCCGGGUUGGGAGACCCGCGCGGGGGAGAAGGUGAGGGGACCCGGCGGGCGCCUCCCGACAGACCGGGAAAUGAACGCUUGGAAAUCUGUCUGCGAGCGGACCCAUGAUCGAAGGACCAAAAGAGCCGCGUGAUCGCCAGACCUGGCCCUGCGACCCUAGACAUGGGCCAGACCUCGGUCUCCACGCUGUCCCCGCAGCCCAGCAGCGUUGAUGGACUGGACAAAGCUUCUAUAGCAAACUCAGAUGGACCAACAGCAGGUUCCCAAACACCUCCCUUCAAGAGAAAGGGGAAACUGUCCACCAUUGGUAAAAUCUUUAAGCCAUGGAAAUGGAGGAAAAAGAAGACCAGUGACAAAUUUAGAGAAACCUCAGCAGUUUUGGAAAGGAAGAUAUCCACAAGACAAAGUAGAGAGGAGCUGAUAAGAAGGGGAGUUCUUAAGGAAUUGCCUGACCAAGAUGGAGAUGUAACAGUUAACUUUGAAAAUUCAAACGGGCACAUGAUAUCCAUCGGAGAGGAAGCUACCCGAGAGGAAAAUGUAGUAAAAUCUGAAGAAGGUAAUGGCUUUGUAGCUGAAAAAGCACCACAUCUGGAGGAAAAGGCAGAAGAUAAGAAAGAGAACCCUGAAAACCACUCUGAAACACCGGCAGCUCCUGCUCCACCUCCUCCAGCUCUUCCUAAGCCUAAACCCAAACCUAAGCCCAAAAAAACACCAGUGCCUCUCAAAGGGGCUGCUGCUGGGGCCAGCCCCAAGGGUGACGAAGUGCCUCCUAGUAAAAAAAAUAUCAAGGCUCCUGGUAAGCAGGCCCCCGUCCCUCCACCCAAGCCAGCAAGCCGAAACGCAACCCGAGAGACCGCUGGUUCUUCUCAUCCCAAAAAAACAACUGGUUCCAAAGCAUCAGCAUCACCGUCUACUUCCUGCACCUCCUCUCGUCCCAAAGCUUCCAAGGAGACAGUUUCCAGCAAAACUGGGACAGUAGGAAUCACAAAGGGCAAGAAAAAAACUGGCAAGCAGCCAACGUCUCGACUGUCCACUGAUGCAACCCCUUCCGCCACAUCUGACGCUAAAGGAGAGCCUCCAGAGGCCCGGGAGGAGGGUCUCAACCCCGAGCAGACUGUCCCUGGCACCGAGGAGCAGACCACAGACAAACCCCGGCCAGACGUCCCUCCACCCCCCAUGACUCCGCCACCGCCUCCCCCCGCCCCGCCUCUUCCCCUCGGAGAACAGAGCUUUGUUGCUUCAGACACUCCUGUGGUCCUGGUCAACAACGGAGCUGACCUGCCCAUCCCUGCCUUAGACCCGAGUCCGCUUCUCUGGACUGAAGAGCCGACAAAUAGAACCACUGUCCACUCAGGCACCGGCUUAAGUGUUAGCAGAGAAAGUGCAAAAUGUUUCCCGACCAAAGAAGAGCUGGGGAAGGCCGCAGCACAACUGCUCAGCCCCAGGCUGAUGGGAGAAUCUUCUGAAUCCUUCAGUGUCCCGGAAGACGAAGGCCAAAGGGAAUACCAGGCCAAUGACUCUGACUCCGACGGGCCCAUCUUGUACACUGACGAUGAUGACGAGGAAGACGAUGAGGACGAGGAUGGCAGUGGGGAAAGUGCUUUGGCAAGUAAAAUACGACGAAGGGAUACCCUUGCUAUCAAACUUGGCAACAGACCAUCUAAGAAAGAAUUGGAGGACAAAAACAUCUUGCAGCGUACGUCUGAGGAAGAGAGGCAGGAAAUCCGACAACAGAUCGGAACCAAGCUGGUCAGGAGACUAAGCCAGAGGCCCACAACUGAAGAAUUAGAGCAGAGGAAUAUCCUAAAACAAAAGAAUGAAGAAGAAGAACAAGAAGCAAAAAUGGAACUUAAACGCAGACUCAGCAGAAAGCUCAGCCUGAGACCCACCGUGGCGGAAUUGCAAGCUCGGAGAAUCCUCCGGUUUAAUGAGUACGUUGAAGUCACCGAUUCUCCCGACUAUGAUCGCCGGGCGGACAAGCCCUGGGCCAGGUUGACACCUGCAGACAAGGCAGCAAUAAGGAAAGAACUCAAUGAAUUUAAGAGCACAGAAAUGGAAGUUCAUGAAGAGAGUCGACAGUUUACAAGGUUUCAUCGUCCAUAAUGAAGUGGGAGAGUCUUUGGAAACAGACUGAUCAUCUUUGGAGGAAAUCUCACUUCCUGAAAACCUGACAUUGCACUGGGAUUUGAAUGUGUAUGUUUGCUUUUAACUGGUGUGAGGGAAGCAUGUGCAAAGCACUGGGACGUAUUCCCCACCUGUCAGCCCAGUGGGGCCCACAAGCCAAGGGCGGGGUGCCGUGGCCUUUACUGUCCAGCAUGUGUGGAGGCGGUAAGGGACACCAUGGUUACACCAGUUACUCUUCAUCGAGAGUUUUUAACCAGAGAUGAACAGAAGACAAUCGCUGGCUGCCUGUUACCUGAAAGCCAAGUUUUAGAGUGCAGGUCAAAGAAAAAUGUGGACUGCAAUUGCUGGGGAGUGGAAUGGGGCGGGGCUGACAAUCAAAAAGUAAGAGGAAUAUUUCAUUACGUUAAUGAAGAAAAGAGAAAAUUAAACAUAAGUGUAUUUUUUAAGAGAAUAGUGGAGAAUUUAAGAAAUUUGGGAAAUCCCAGAGUGGAUUCCUUAAAGGCCUAGUCCUAAAAGGAAGUAAUUUUUUCACCAUUGUGUUGAUACAGUGUAAUACCAUUAUUUAAUGUUGUGCCAGUGAAUCCAAUUGCCAGAUGUAGGUCGUGAGUGUUCUCGUGCAUCAUUUUCUUGAUGCAGGCAGCUUCUAUUGACUCAUAACAUGCACGCUUAACCAAAUUUUGUUGCAAGCUUUAGGUAGCAGAACUAUUCACACUUUACUUUUUUUUUUUUUUUUAAGUAUUCCUUAUCUAAUAGGCCAUCAUGUCUGGGAAUAAAAUCUGAUAUAAUGUAGCCUUAUACAUCUGUAGCAAGUUUUAGAAUGAAGUCACCUGAUCUUUUUCUUUAUGUUUAUCCUCAACAUUGAAAUAACCAUACUUUAUCUAAGAAAGAUGAUAUUGACAAUCAUGACACCUUAAAAAAAAACAAAACCUGAAUCCAAAGUUAGAACUUUAAAGAAGUUCAAGUCUGUUACCAGCAGUUAGUCUGAAUGGGAAUACAAAGGACACCUGUUUUCAGCACUGUGUUAAGUUGAAUUGCUGCUAUUAUAAAAAUAAAGCAUAUAAUCAAAAAAAAUUCACCCAAAGGUUUAAAUAACAGAAAAUUUGGUCAAAGUUGCUGGUUAGGAAACCCUCAUCUCUUAUUUUGAGUCUGCAGGUCGCAUCCAUAAAUAUAAUAUCAACUGUCAAUGAGAAAGAAUCAGUGAGAAUAGUCGCUGGUUGUUACUUAUGAGCCUGUAAUCGGUGUUGUUUACAUUAAGUAACCGUCGGUUGUCACCGUGCUACUUCCUGUGGAGACUUGGGCCUACAUGUCUCCCAGAUACACAGGACUAUAUGUAAAUACUGCUUUUCAACACUUGAUCUUAGCCAAAAGGCCGAGAAGCGAUAAAUACUACUUUACAAUGACGGGUUGUUUCAAGUGUUUUGUGCCCUUCGAUUCAACACACACGAGAUGUAUAAUAACUAAACAAGACCUAACUGGACUUUCUUUUACUCUUGGAAGGUAGACGAGCAUUUUCUGAAAUGGUUCUGUUCAUAGACUAGAAGACUAAUUUUUUUACUUCAGCCAGCGAGCAAAUAUAUAAUCUGGAGGAACACUUUGGAUUCUGCCCUUCCUUUAUAUCUUAAAGAAUCACGUAAGUUGGAUGAUUUUGCUUAGAAGUAAAAAUCACUUAGUCCCAGUUGACCUGUUACAAAAAGCCAGGAGGACCAUUUGCAACCAAGAUGAGUAGCCAGUAUCGCUUCAGCUCUGCUUGCACUGGUCAUCUCUUGUCAAUCAGAUAAGGCUUAUUUUUACUUUAAAAUGUUCUGCUUUCCCACGUGUCUCUCUCAAAUUAAAGACUUGUCCAUUUUAUAGUAUUUAAAUCCAGCCAGAGACCUUUGUUCUAGUUUUUCACUGGUCAGCUGUUCUUCAUAUUAUUUUAUGGCCAUUUUAAUUUCUUGGGCAAAAGAGCACACAGUGUCAUUUUCCCUCUAAUUUUAUAUACUUACAAGCUUUGAACUUUGUUUUGAUUUCUAGCCCCAACACCUCUAUAAAAAAUGGUAUAUAUAAGACAUCAUUUUAUUAUUCAAGAUACCUGUCAUAGAAAGUCUAUUUGGUCGGAAAGGCACAGUCUUUCCCCACUUGGGGUGUAUGCAUAUGAUAAACUUUUUCAUCCCCUGCAGUGAGAUGCACCCAGUACAGAAAUGACAAUCUGACACCUCAAUAUAUUGUUUUCCUCAUUGGAGAGAUCAGAUUUAUGAACUACCCACACUUAAUUUCUUUAUACAGCUUGACUUGCUUAGAAAAAAAAUUUUGGAAGCGAGAAAAUUUAAAAAAUUAACUACUGCCAGCCUAGUAUUGAAGAAUUGGAACCACCAAUUAUUUCAUUAAAAGGAGUCUUCAAACAGCAAGCUCUGGCUAGAAUCAAAGGACUAUUGUUUUGUGCAGAAUUGGUUCAGUAAUAGUGACUAAUUUUCAAAAAGCAGAAACUGAACGUCUGCUCCAGCAGACCUCUCAGUGGGCUUCGGCUGACAGCCAUAAAACAUGCAAAGGUGGGGACUACCUUACAGAUAACUAUGCCUCUGCCUACGGCAGCCAGUCAGCUGCAGCUCUACAAAGAAAAUAAAUGUGUGUGGAUUGGGUGGUUAAGACAGAACUCCAGGUGUUUCUCUGUUUGAAGUGACGUUAGUCUAAUGGAGGGAGUGGAUUUUGCUGAAUCCACAGGAUAGGGUAAGGAAGAAAACAAACUCACCUCCAGGAAAGUCCCAGGCAAGAAAGAAAGGCAGCCCAGAGAAACGCUAAAAGCCCAAGCCACCAUUUACCUUUUGCUUAGAAUGAAGUAAAAGAGUGUUCAUGUUAUGAUACUAAGAAGAUACCAUGUGCUUUAUCCGCAUCUGGGUGGUCAUGACCAAUUAGUUUGACAAAGUCAGUUCUCUUGGUAAUCAGGGUUAAUUUUAGGUUCCCUACCAGAGAAUGUCUGGGUAGGUGAAAUGCCUGUUUUGUUUGUUUUUUUGUUGUUUUUUUUUUAUAGUCGAUGUAGCUUACUUUCAUUAAGUAAUCUAGACAAAAACUAUAUAUUCAGAGGAUCGUUUGGGGUAUUUAAGUAACCGAUUAAAAGGAUGAAAAACAAAUUCAUUUCUUCUGGUUUACCCAGAAAACAAGUACUUCUGGUAUCCUUGCCAUGCCCACUGUAUGUAUCUUGGUUACGAUCACUUAUCUUUGUCUAGUGUCAGCAAAGCUAGUGUUAGUAGAAAGUUCUAAAAUGGAAGUAAAAACCUGUUAAGGCCAUAGAGAAAUUGAAUAUACCUCUCAAAAAGCACCAAAUACGGAAAAUGUCUUAAAUCCCAUGUCAGGUUUUACACAAUGCAUUUAAUUCAGUGCUGCUUUGACAUUUAAAAAUAAGUACAGUAUCUUACAUUUUAAAAAGAGAGAAAUCUGCAUUAACACUGCAUCUUAGCUCAGAUCCACAUUUUUCCAUAUAAUGGGCAUUUUACUUAUGCCCAAUAGAGUUAGACAGACACAACUUUCAAAAACUGUACUGUAUUCAUCAUAGACAUAGGCAGUCACAUCUAUCACACAGUCGUUUGUCCAUAUUUAAAUAGUAAAAGCAUUCUUUUCUUCCUUUCUUGCUCAAAAGUUGGUUUGUAUUCUUUUAUCCAGCAUCACAUUUCACAGAGUAAGAAAUCUCUAGGAGCAAGGGAAACAAACUAUUACAAAAUGUGUAAAUCUCUUCAGUAUGGAGGCUUAAGAAUUCCUAAAUUUCAUUCCUAUUAUUGAGCCUAUCCUUAAUGGUAAAAGUAUAUACUGAAACAGGAGUAAUGGCUUUAUAUCAUUGGGGUAUCUUGUGAGCACUAAUGAACCACUUAGACACCUAUAGUUACAAAGUUCCCUUGAAAUGGCUAAUCUUCAACUACUGAGUAUUGCUCUCUGUUUAUUGGUAGGAUCUAUCACAUUGUUUCACUUGCAAAGCUAAUGACCUUCUAGAACUGAAAUAUGCCCUAAAGGAGAAUAACGGCAAAAGUGUUCAUCAAAUGGAAAUGGACUGUAAAACCCUAUUAAGGCAAUAGAAAAACUGAAUACAUCCCUCAAUACCAUCGUAUGUGGAAAAUAAUUCUUUCAGUCCCACGUCAGGGUUUACACAAUGCAGUUAAUUUAGUGAUAGUAUCAUCUUUCUCAGAAAAAAACACACCUCCAAAUAAUUCAAAGCCCAGUUUAAAAGAGCAGCCUACAGAGCCACUUUGCUAGUGACCAGUGAGGGGUGAAGGACACUUCAUGACCAUUCUCAUAGUCACUUUCCAUUGACUUUUUACAAUCAUUAAGAUUAAGUUCUUUAUGGAAAUGCAAACCACCACUAGUAUACCUAGAAAACAACAGAUAGAUAGUCAACCUAUCCAAAAUAAGACUUCCACUGUAAGAUUUCUACAAAAAAAAAAAAAAAUGGAGAGCCCUGUGGCAGUUACCCCUGCAUCAGAUCGACCCUAUUGGCAAGAGUUAUUUUUUGCUAUGCUAGAAUUUAUUGCACACACACAUAAAAUGUCAUUGAGCUUGUUGCAUUGCUAGCGCAGCUGCAUAUAAGAGCAAAACACUGUUGAUCGAUGUUUCUCAGCCGGGGUGCUGUUGGCAUUUACAGCUGGGCAAUUCUUUGUUGUACAGAAAUCUCCACUACAUUGCAAGAUGCUUAAAUCUCAGGCCUCUGCUGACUAAAUGUCAGUAGCGUUCCCAGUCUUUGUAAAAUCCAAAACAUAGCGCCCUCCUCCAUGUCCAAAUGCCCUUCUAGGAAGGCCGGACCUUCUUCCUUGAAUACCACUGUCAAUUUGGGGGCACAGGGAAAAGUGCCUACCUCAGAACAUUAUCUUCAUUCAUUGCUUUGCAUUUCUUUGGGCCCUUAAUACUGUCUUCCACGUUUAUUAUUUUCAAGCCUCUGCUUCUAUGCAGCUUUCAUUUGCCAAGUCUUCAAGGAGGCAGUUCCUGGGCACCUUGGCAGUUGCAGUGGGAGGAAUACAAAAAGGAGAGGCUUCCCUCAGCCCUGUACAAAAAAAAAUAAGAGGCUACACAAGAGGCAAACUUCUUAUUUUCCCUUCACCGCACAAUUUUACUGGAACUACACUGCAAGCUAUAAUGCUUGUCAAUAUCAUCAGGAUAGAUGCAUGGCUUAACCGUAACUAACCCCUCACAAAUGCAAAACUGGUAUUCUAUGAAAAUCAUCACUAGCUGUCACUUGAUAAACUGCAUCCACUACGUUCCAAAACAAGUAUUCAACCCAUGUGCGUAAGCUUGAUUCAAUCCCCCUCAUUAAUGGAGUCAUGCAGUUGGACCUUUGAGAGCUGUGUGAAUACUGAACUAUGAGGAAACAUGGAUUAACUGAGGCUUUGUAUGCAUUGUUCACACUUUGAUGUUGGUUCUAACACAAAACAAGAUGAGUUUUAUUGGGUGGAACAUUACUAAACUAUUCUAAGAAUACAUAAACAUACUUAUCUUCUUCCACUUUUAUCGCUGAAACUGAAUGAUAAACAUUAUUUGGAUGAAUUGGCUAAUUCAUAGUGGGCAUUAAGUUAGCCACUAUAACUUUUUUAAAUAUUCCAAUUUCUAAAUACCCUUUUUGAGGCAGAGCAACUGGGAGUUGAUAAAGCUAAGUUUAUAUGGUGAAAUUUUAGAUGGUGCUUAAGCCUUAUCUUGCUAUGAAGCAAUUUUUUUAAAGAAUAAAUGGAAGGGAUUAAAUGGGACAAAAUGCCACUUAACCCUCAGGUCAACUUUUUGGUGUAUUAAAAUGCCAAUAAUAUUUGUGCCACUUGCCAACUUGGGGGAACUUUUCCCUGACUGGAAACUUUUGCUCUAGUUUGUGUUUUGUCUUGAGAGAGCCAAUGCAAAGGGAAGUCGCCAUUAGAAUGCUAAUUAGCAUUCAGAAAACAUGCUGAAUGAAUCUAGGGUCAAACCACUUUCAUCCCUAAAAAUACAGGAACUAAUUUUUUUUUAAAUAAUUACUCUGUGGCUUAGAAAUGUGCCAAUGUGUUCAAAACAUUGCACCAAUUUCCAGAUUUAGUACUAAAAACUCAAACUUUUCAUUUUUUUCUAUGUAACAAAAGACAAAACAAAAAACUUUUCAUUUUUUUCUAUGUAACAAAAGACAAAACAAAGACUAUCUGCAUUCUUUUGUUAUUGCAAGUUUUGGUUAAAAUGAUAAGAAUGGUAAGCUGUGAUCAUUAUCAGACUGACUGAAUGAUUUCUGAUUUCCAGUGAGUGAUCUAAUUCUAUUACACAGGUAUAAUAUCUGUGAGUGUAAAUAACUGGAACUGUAAACUGAUUAACAUGACAGUUUCUCUCCCUUUUUUUGUGGUUGUUCUUGACCUGUACUGUAUUAUAGUAUGUGGGUAUAAAUAUCUACAAGUAUAUACACACAUAUGUAUAUGUAUCCCACUAUUGUAACAUGAAAGAAACUAUGUAUUAUCUUUUUUAUUCUGUACUGGUGUUUGUGUUAUUUAAAAAGCAAAAUUAUGCUCUAUUUAGUUGUAUAAUAUUAUAGGAUACCUUGCUGUGCACAAUUCCAAGUGCCUUAGAACAUUGUUUAGCUUUCUUAAGUAUAUAUAAAUGCAUAUAUGUAUAAAAUUGGGAAAAGUUACCUCAAUAAAAAUCAUUGGGAAAUCCC